CUCUCUCUCCUUCCUGUCCUCCUCUGAGUCAAGUCGAGCAUCACCGUGCUUUUCCACACUCUCUCUCUCUCUCUCCCUCCCUUUCUCUCUCCCUCUCUCUCUGUGCUGUCAGCUCGCGCAGCGUUGCGGGAGGAUGAUGGUGAGGAUGAUGUUGGCAGCGCGAGCAAAAUAACCAUUGCUGGAUACGCGCUGAACAUCUCCGGUCCACGCGACGCGUCUUUUCGCACCGAUCCGAGCGGCUUUGAGGGUCACAGCACAGCAGGGCGACCAAAACCUCAAGCUGAAGUAUUUCCACUCUCAAACGGAGGACAGUCUUUUGGCUACAGGAAUAAAAAAAAAAAACUGCUUCAAGGUUCAUUGCGCGCGGCUUGACACAAGCCCCUGCUGUGGUUUCUAAGAUGUGGUAUGAGCGUCAGAGAAGAACUCCAUGGCUCUGAGGUGUUUCAGACUGAGCUCUUGUAGCCAUUUGGAGCAGAGGUCAAUGGGGUCCCGGGGGGUCAUGUGGGCAACACACCUACUCUUCCUCUUCGCCUUCUUCACACCUGCUACGCUGGUGUUGAGUCGUGCGCCUGUGCCCAUGGCCGUGGUUCGUCGUGAGCUCUCGUGUGAGGGUUACCCCAUCGAGCUGCGUUGCCCUGGCACUGAUGUCAUCAUGAUAGAAAGCGCCAACUAUGGACGCACAGACGACAAGAUCUGUGACUCCGACCCCGCCCAGAUGGAGAACACACGCUGCUACCUGCCUGACGCCUAUAAGAUAAUGGGAUUUAGGUGUAAUAACAGGACCCAGUGCGCAGUGGUUGCAGGCCCAGAUGUUUUUCCCGAUCCGUGUCCUGGAACAUACAAAUACCUGGAGGUUCAGUAUGAGUGUGUGCCAUACAAAGUGGAGCAGAAAGUCUUCCUGUGUCCAGGCAUUCUGAAAGGCGUGUACCAAAGUGAACACCUUUUCGAGUCGGACCACCAAUCGGGCUCGUGGUGCAAAGACCCGCUUCAGUCGUCUAAUAAGAUUUACUACAUGCCGUGGACUCCGUACCGUACAGAUACUCUCACUGAAUACUCGUCCAAAGAGGAUUUUAUCGCAGGACGUCCCACUACUACCUACAAACUGCCACAUCGUGUCGACGGCACUGGGUUUGUUGUGUACGAUGGGGCGUUGUUCUUUAACAAGGAGCGCACACGAAACAUCGUCAAGUUCGACUUGCGCACUCGAAUCAAAAGUGGCGAGGCGAUUAUCGCCAACGCGAACUAUCACGAUACGUCUCCGUAUCGCUGGGGAGGGAAGUCAGACAUCGACCUGGCUACGGACGAAAACGGUCUGUGGGUGAUCUACGCGACGGAACACAACAAUGGGAAGAUCGUCGUAAGCCAGCUCAAUCCGUACACCCUCCGAAUCGAAGGGUCCUGGGACACGACGUACGACAAGCGCUCGGCCUCCAACGCCUUCAUGAUCUGCGGAGUCUUGUACGUGGUAAAGAGCGUGUACGAAGACGACGAUAAUGAAGCGUCGGGGAAUAAAAUCGACUACAUGUACAGCACUGAAAAGAGUCGCGGCACCAACAUCAACAUCCCCUUCCCAAAUUCAUACCAGUACAUUGCAGCAGUGGACUACAACCCAAGAGACAAUCUGCUGUAUGUGUGGAACAAUUACCACGUUGUGAGAUACUCGCUGGAUUUCGGCAACACCGACAACAGGAUGAAUUUCGAGCCUCCUUCCUCAGUCUUGCUUCCUGACCAGCUCCCGCCUGCACGGAGCUUCACCUCUCGUCCGCACCCUUACACGGGAACGCUCCGCCCCCUCAUCACUACGACCACGACUACAACCAUGGCACCGCCGCGUCGCCGUGACGAUGACAACUUCCUUCCCGAGGCACUGACUCCUCCUCCCUCGCUGGCCCGGACGCCACCUGUAAUCGACUACUGCUCUGCACGUAUGGCAGCUGAGCUCUCGUGGCCUCAGACUCAUCGAGGGCAUGUUGCCAAGCAACCAUGCCCGUCUGGCACCAUCGGUGUGGCUACAUACACCUGUGUGAUGGGAUACUGGGACCCCAAGGGCCCGGACAUGAGCAACUGCACCUCCCCAUGGACCAACCACUUUACUCAGAGAAUGAGGUCAGGAGAGACGGCCGCCAUCGUCGCGCGUGAGCUAGCCGAGCAGACGAAGACAGCGGUGUUGCGUCCAGGAGACGUUCCGUCCACAGUCAGAGCCAUGGCCCAGCUGGUGGAGCUGUUAGACGUGCAGCUGAGGAACCUCACUCCUGGUGGGAAAGAUACAGCGGCACGCAGCCUUAACAAGCUCCAAAAGAGAGAACGCUCAUGUCGAUUCUUCAUUCAGGCGAUGGUGGAGACGGUGAAUAACCUGCUGUGUGAGCGCGCUCAGCCUGCGUGGAAGGCGCUGUCAGUGAUGGAUCAGCUGCGUUGUGCCACCAUGCUGCUGGACACAGUAGAGACGGCUGCCUUCAUGCUCGCCGACAACCUGCUCAAGACCGACACCAUCCAAGAGAGCACCGACAACAUCCAGCUGGAGGUGGCACGACUCAGUACUGACAUGAUGCAGACAGAUCUGAAGUUUCCCCAGUCAGACCCUUCCGGAAACUUCAUCCAAAUUCCAGUAAAAACUCUGAAACAACAAGGACGCAACGGUGAGAUCCGUAUGGCUUUGGUUCUGUACAGGAAUCUGGGGCAGUAUUUGUCCACAGAGAAUGCGAGUGUGCGGCUGGGAAGCGAAGCAGCUUACCCCAACUACUCACUCAUUGUCAACUCGCCUGUAAUAACAGCAGCCAUAAACAAGGACAGCAACAAAAUCUACUUGUCCGAACCUGUCCGCUUUGUUGUCAGCCAUUUGCAGAAGUCAGAGUCCAACUUCAACCCCAACUGCUCAUUCUGGAGCUACUCCAAACGCACCAUGACGGGCUACUGGUCAACGCAGGACUGCAGGCUGGGUGACACAAACAGCACACACACCUCCUGCUCCUGCACACAUCUCACCAACUUUGCUGUGCUCAUGGCUCAUGUGGAGGUGAAGAAGGCAGAUCAGAUGCAAACAACCUUGUUGGAUAUGAUCACGUGGGUUGGGAUCCUGCUCUCGCUUGUCUGCCUGCUCAUCUGCAUCUUCACCUUCUGCUUCUUCCGCGGCCUGCAGAGCGACCGCAACACCAUUCACAAGAACCUGUGCAUCUCGCUCUUCAUCGCAGAGACGCUCUUCCUCGUCGGCAUCUACCGUUCAGACCAGCCUAUCGCAUGUGCAGUGUUUGCCGCUCUGCUUCACUUCUUCUUCCUGGCUGCAUUCACAUGGAUGUUUCUGGAAGGAGUUCAGCUCUACAUCAUGCUGGUGGAGGUGUUUGAGAGCGAAUAUUCUCGCACCAAGUAUUUCUACCUCACCGGCUACGGUGUUCCUGCGCUCAUCGUGGCCGUGUCGGCAGCCGUCGACUACCGCAGCUACGGCACGAACCAUGUGUGCUGGCUACGGUUAGACACCUACUUCAUCUGGAGUUUCAUUGGCCCUGCAACGCUCAUUAUAAUGCUGAAUGUGAUUUUCUUGGGCAUUGCACUUUACAAGAUGUUCCACCACACUGCUAUUCUGAAACCUGACUCCGGUUGCCUGGACAACAUCAAAUCAUGGGUGAUUGGCGCCAUCGCUCUGCUGUGUCUCCUCGGUUUGACAUGGGCUUUUGGUCUCAUGUACAUUAACGAGAACACGGUGAUCAUGGCCUACCUCUUCACCAUCUUUAACUCACUGCAAGGGAUGUUCAUCUUUAUUUUCCACUGCAUUCUGCAGAAGAAGGUGCGGAAGGAGUAUGGCAGGUGCCUUCGUACACACUGCUGCAGUGGGAAGAGUGUGGAGUCGACCAUUUCAACCUCCACCAAGACCAGCACAGCACGGACACCUGGACGCUACUCUACAAACUCUCAGAGUCGUAUUCGGAGGAUGUGGAAUGACACAGUGAGGAAACAGUCUGAGUCGGCUUUCAUCACUGGAGAUAUCAACAGCUCAGCUACUCUGAACAGAGGUACCAUGGCUAACCAUCUCAUCUCUAACGCCUUGUUGCGUCCUCAUGGCACUAACCCUUAUAACACAUUGCUGGGAGAAUCUGCAGUGUACAAUAACCCCUCUGCAAACAUGUUCAACACACAAGCCUCCUACAGAGAUUCAAAGGGCAUGCUGAACAAUGCACGUGAUGCCAGUGUCAUGGACACACUACCGCUCAACGGCAACCAUGGCAACACCUACAGCGACUACCUCACAUACGGCUCAUCCUCACCGACUACACUGGAGAAGAAAAUCCUGAAGGAGCUGACAGCCAACUACGCGUCCACCUACCACCCCAGCACCAAGCUCGCCAACCACGUCGCCAACGGAGGCGUUCCCAGUCCACCGAGCACGGCAGGCAUCACGCGCGAUGACGAGAACGCUGCCGCUGUUGCGCUGGGAAUCUCCAGAGAGGAUGAAAACAACACCCGCACCGCCCUGAGCUUGGAGAUCAUCAGGGAGGAGUCUCAGGCACCUCUCCUCCCGCCUAGACCUCCGCCUCCAGAUGGCCACCCCCCAUUACACACCUUCUCCACCCACCGGCGCCUUCCGCAGGAGAAUAACGAGAGUUUUUUCCCCCUUCUGAAGAAUGAGACGCACUCAUCGCACGUGCUCAGAGACUCGUUAUACACCAGCAUGCCGACUCUAACCGACCACCCACACGGUAGCAAUGACAUCAACGGCAUCCGCGACGAGGACGAAGACGAGGACGACGAAGAGGAGGAAGAGGAGGAGGAGGAAGAGGAGGAGGAGGAGGAAGGGAGCGAGCUGCAUUUGGCCAACGGGAAAGGCGUCAUAUCAGAUGCGGAUGAUGUGUACUACAAGAGCAUGCCUAAUCUGGGCUCGCGCAAUCACAUACAGGAACUGCAGAGCUACUACCACAUGGGUCGCGGAGGAAGUGAUGGAUUCAUUGCGCCGCCGGAAAAGGACGAGUCAUCGCCCGAAGAGCAGCCUCAAGACCCCUCGCACUUAGUCACGAGCUUAUAGGCGCAUACACACACAUCUUCUGAGUGUGUGUGUGUGUGUAUGUACGAGAGAUGCAAUGCACAAGGCACGGGAACCACUACCUACUGCACUGAUCGAUCCCUAGAGAAACUGAUAGCGGAUAGCUGCCCAAAAACCAAUGACAGGAACCCAGAGUCAGUUAGCCCUAGGAAAAAAAGGACCAGGUAGUGUAACUUUCAGUUAGGACUAGUACCAACAAAUUCAGAAUAUUCAGCGUGGUUUAUCAAAUGUAUCAGAUGUACAAAACACAGGCUCUUUUUUUUUUUUUUUUCUUUGUGAAACCAUCAGCCAUUUUGAACAGCAGACUGGGAAGGAACGUACUGAUCGACACGUCCAUGUCCAUCAGAAGCCACGUAUUCCAGUGAGACAAGUUGAUCUGUUGACUCUGUCACUUCUCCCCCUCUACACAACUUGUAACCCAACUGCUGUCUGGCCAUGAAUCCUCUGGAUUGUCCCUGUGUGAAUAAAACGAUAGCGACAAACUAGUUGCCAUUUUAGAUGAUUAUCUAUGUUGAUAGACACCGACCUGGACCUUGAACUCGUUCUGAACUAUAAUCCUCUACCUACGAUUCCUCUAAACUUCGGGUGAUGAUCCUUUGCUGCACACAUUCCUUCCUUCCUGUUUAACACUGAUUACUGUUGUAUACCGAGUUAUCAUGUCACAACAAAAGCAUCUAAUCCUUAAGACUUAAGGACGCAUCAUUUUCUUACUUUGGAUUUUUCAGUAAUACCAGUUAUCGAGAGGUACUGCGCACUAAUACCUAAAGAAACAGGAUUUCUAUGUAAAAUGUACAGAAGCCCUUUGCAUCACAUAUCACAUAAACCUCAUAGUUUUGAUAAUCCUUCCUUUUUUCUUUUUACUUUUUUGCCCCCGGUGUAUGUGUUUGUGUAAAAGUUAAAAAAAGAAACCUGUGCUGGUCCUCUGCACUAUUAGCCCCGUUUAUCAUUAUGAGAGACCUAUCUAAAACCCCGUCACACAUACACGCAUACCUUCACAAAGACAUACAUCUCCUCAUUUAUCUCAUUCAUCAUCCACUCUUUCUUUUUUUCGAUGCACUCUGAUUUUAAUGUCAUACUGGCCAAAAAGAAAGAAACGAUGGCUUUAAGACCUGCAGGUUGAAUGUGUCCUCUUCCAAACAGUUCUAUUAUCACAGAUUUAAAUAUACAAACAGUAAGCGGUCACUAAGAUAUCCUACAUCCUUACAUCCUACUCUUUAAUAUAUUUAGCUUCCAGGUCUUUCUUGUCGUGUGUAGGACCCCUGAGAUUCGACUGAUCGGAAUAAGUUCUGUGUAAUAUCUGUAAAGAUUUGAUGAAGACGAAAUGGAACAACACGGGCUGUUUACUCUUUUCUUGACUUCCUGUAGCUUGCACAUCUGCGUCUUUACCCCCCCCCCCUCCAUCCGAGAAAAGCGACUGCGUAUUUAUCCCCACAAGGUGCUUUAUCAGAUCUGAAUCGUUUGGAUCAUUGGUAGAGGAGAGGUUUUAAAAAUCACAUCGGCACUGAGACCUUUUUUUUUUUUUAUUCUUAUUCUUAUUCUUAUUACCAUCAAUAUUGUUAAUAUGAUAUCUAUGGAAUUAUUAUUUAUUCUUUUCAUAUGCAUUCGAAAUUGAAUGAGCUCAUAACUAAUAUUUGUUGUAACAGUGAAAGUUGUUUGCCAACAAAUAAAAUGAUUGAAUUGA
This is a messenger RNA of Hemibagrus wyckioides, 6710 nucleotides long. It is a transcript of the gene adgrl3.1, whose product is annotated as adhesion G protein-coupled receptor L3.1. Gene Ontology annotation, molecular function: carbohydrate binding; G protein-coupled receptor activity. Gene Ontology annotation, biological process: cell surface receptor signaling pathway; brain development; adenylate cyclase-activating G protein-coupled receptor signaling pathway. Bases 428 to 5011 code for a protein of 1527 amino acids. NCBI's taxonomy places the organism in Eukaryota, Metazoa, Chordata, Actinopteri, Siluriformes, Bagridae. The record is from RefSeq and is a predicted model, not a curated record. Gene Ontology annotation, cellular component: cell-cell junction; membrane; glutamatergic synapse. The transcript is spliced from 24 exons.